CAUCGCAUUGACAUCUCCUAUUCAUCUUCAUCAUCUCUUCUUGAGGACCCAAUCCCAAGCUCCCAUCCCAAUUGCAGUCUCCUGCUAACCAUUAGUUCUCUGACGAGUAAGAAAUGUCUCAACAAGCUCUUCUUGGAGACGCAUGGAUUCGAGAAGCCCAAGAGGCUUCGAGGUUGAUAGAAGAGAUGGAGAGUAGAAUCAAAGACCAGAACCCAGGAAAGAGUGUCAGAGACAGUGCUCGCCGGAAGCUUUUGGAGCUUGGACCCAAGCUCGACCGUUUGGAAUCCCUUCUUCACAACCCACCUGCGAAACCCAUUUUGACCGAUCAAGAUCUGGAUAUGCGACAAAACAUGCUAUCAGACCUUCAGCUAAGGACAAGAGAAAUAGCCCUUAGUCUCUACAGAUUAAAAGUCCCAAUCAGUCCUGGGAGUUUGCCUGCUAAAGCUAUUGAAGAACCUUCGAAAAUGAUUAGCAGCAAUGGCCAAGAUGAUACAAAGUCUACAUUCUGUACACAAGAACAUGAGCUGCUGGUUUCUGUAUUGAAGCAGAAAGAUGAUGCAACCAGAAGUCAAUUGCAGAGAAGACAAACCGUUUCCCUUGGUUGGAAAAGAUGGAUUUGGAAUGUUUGCUGGAUUAUCUUCUUGGUGUUGGCUGCUGCUGCACUAGUGCUCGUUUUGGUUCUUGUCUGUGCAGUAAUCUAACCUACUUGAAGAACUGGAUAUUGGAAGUUGUCUCUUGAAUUUAUGGAGCAGCAUUUGUUCAGUUCCUUCAUCAGGGGAGUGUCAAAUAGCUAAACAAAAGAACAAAUUAAAACGUCAAAUGUGCUUAGCGUUUACUGCUGGGGUCAGAGAACCCACCUAUGAAGAACUGUAUAAUUUCUGCCUUCUCUUGAUGGAUAUGAGAAGUAGCAUCUUCACCGGAAGACUUCAAUCGUCCUGUUACAUUGCUUUGACAUACUGAUCAUGGAUGCUCAUCAAUUUGGAUGACGACGAAUUGUUAUUUUUUUG
Macadamia integrifolia is the source of this 1007-nucleotide messenger RNA. RefSeq lists its product as uncharacterized. The record is from RefSeq and is a predicted model, not a curated record. The transcript has 6 exons. The coding region runs from base 114 to 701 and encodes 195 amino acids. NCBI's taxonomy places the organism in Eukaryota, Viridiplantae, Streptophyta, Magnoliopsida, Proteales, Proteaceae.